AUGGGGUCUUUGGCCACCGGCAGCAGUCUUCUGACUAAGGAAGCAAGGAAGCUGCAUCUCUCCCCUACGCUUCAAAUCAAUGAGCUGGUACAAGAACGCCUCAAUAAGGGCAAGCGCGUAUUACAUCUAGGCUUCGGAGAAGCGACUUUUCCCAUUCAAAAGGAUGUCCUUGAAGCACAUCGUCAGACUAGCCAAAACACCAGCUAUCUCCCAGUGGCAGGCUUGAUGAAGCUUAGAGAGCGGGUAGCUCAGUUUCAAACCCGCCGUCUGGACACUGCUAUUAGUGCGGAUAAUGUAGUUAUUGCUCCGGGGUCAAAGCCGCUUCUGUUCGCCCUCUUUGACAUCCUGCAAGGCGACGUGCUGCUCCCACGUCCGUCUUGGGUUAGUUACGAGCCUCAAGUGUUGCAUGCUGGGAAGCGUGUCUUUUGGGUGGAAACAGACGACGGCGACAGACAUACUAUUACAGCAUCAUCACUUAACAGCACAUACAAGCAAGCCGUAACAGCCGGAGGCAAUCCUCGUAUAAUGUUGAUCAACAGCCCCUCCAAUCCCACUGGACAAGUGUUCUCGGAGUCAACUAUUGGCAUUAUUAGUCAAUUCUGUCAAGAACACGACAUUACUCUCAUAUCUGAUGAGAUCUACUCAGACGUUCAUUUUGAAGAAGGUGCUGCACCUAGCGUCUGCGCCGGAAGUGGAUUCAAUUCUGGAAAAGUGAUACUCACGGGAGGUCUGUCCAAGACAUAUUCAGCUGGUGGCUGGCGGGUAGGCUUUGCCAUUUUCCCUUCUAAUGACUUUGGCACCCUCGUUCGCAAUACAAUUCUGGCAUAUGCCUCGGAAUGUUGGUCAGCAGCUUCGGCUCCGGCUCAAGAGGCUGCAGCAGUUGCAUUUGACACGAGUUCUUCCAUGGAUCUUUACCGGCAACAAGUGGCAGCAUUACACAAGCAGUGCACUGUUAGGCUAUACGACGCUCUCCGAGGCUGUGGCCUGGCAGUCCCUGAGCCUAGAGGGGCUUUUUACGUCUACCCGUCUUUCCACCCUUAUACGAAGGAGUUGGAAGCUUUGGGUCUAUUCACAAGCCUUGAGUUGUCUCGAUGGUUGAUCGAAGAAUGCGGCAUUGCUGCUCUGCCCGGUUCGGCGUUUGGGGAAGAUGAUGGAGGGUUAAAAGGUGGUCGAUAUCGCCUACGAAUGGCUACUAGCUAUUUGUACUUUCGCAAUCAGGACGAGAGGUAUACUAAAGGAUAUGAACUACUACGGACGGCUUUAGACACUGAGAAGGAACUGGAGCUACCGCUGCUGGAUGAGGCAAUAAAGGCGAUCCAGGAAGCGGUUGAGAAACUCAAGGGUGUAAAUUGUUGA
Pochonia chlamydosporia 170 is the source of this 1356-nucleotide messenger RNA. RefSeq names its product aminotransferase. The transcript is spliced from 4 exons. The coding region runs from base 1 to 1356 and encodes 451 amino acids. The record is from RefSeq and is a predicted model, not a curated record. Lineage: Eukaryota; Fungi; Ascomycota; Sordariomycetes; Hypocreales; Clavicipitaceae. Gene Ontology annotation, biological process: biosynthetic process. Gene Ontology annotation, molecular function: catalytic activity; pyridoxal phosphate binding.